Molecule: messenger RNA, 1291 nt
Organism: Emiliania huxleyi CCMP1516
Lineage: Eukaryota; Haptophyta; Isochrysidales; Noelaerhabdaceae
Exons: 13
Molecular function (GO): chloride channel activity
Source: RefSeq, a predicted model, not a curated record
GUUGGUGGCCACUACACCGACGGCACUCUUGGUUUGGUUGGUGCGGCCGGCCGAUGCUCGUUCGACGCCCGCCUCCUCGCGCCCUGACGGCGUCUCUGCUCCGGCGGGCACAGCGCGGCUACACCGCCGCCGACGUCGAGGUGGCAAGAAAGGCCAUCGCAGCACGCCGGCCCCAGCCAGAAGCAACCGACAGCACUCGAGUGCUCUACUCGCCGCGCGUGCGGCGGACCUUUGCCGAUAUAGUCACCGGCCGCUGGCGCGGCCACCCAAUCGACCUCAACCACUCGCACGAGGACUGGGCGCGCCGCGAGUCGUCCGACCGCCACAUCCGGCACGUCCUCACCACGUUCCGAUCAGCCACAUUCCGGCGGCUCCUGUAUCCUGACCUGGCUGUGACGACCUCCAUCUCGGCCUCGGUCGUGCUGCACAAUCUGCUUGUGGCGUGGGAGCACGAGCACACCAUGACGGUGGAGUCGAUCGAGCGGCAUGGCUUCGACCUGCUGCUGCACCACGAGAUGAUCACGCUGCCGGUGGAGCCGUUCACCAUGCUCUCCGUCGCGCUCGGCCUGGUCCUCUCGGUCCGCACCAACCGCGCCUACGAGCGCUUCAUCGAGGCGCGCGUGCUGCUCGGCUCGAUGACCAACGUCUGCCGCGACCUCGCCUCUCGCUUCAUGGCGCGCGAGGGCGGCGACGCGGAGGCGGAGCAGGCGCGGCGGCACGCUGUCUGCCUGGUCGCUGCGUUCGCGCACACGAUGAACCGAGGCAGCAGCGGCGGCGGCGGCGGCCUCUUCACCAUUCCUCUCGCUGCGAGCAGGCCUCGCCUUCAACGACACGUGGCAGCGGCGCUGGCGUCCGAGUACAAAGCGGCUCUUGAGCAGGAGAUCCUCGUGAUCCACGAGCUCGGCAAGCUCUCGCGCUCCUCCGCCCUCGGCCUGGAGCCGGUCGCCGCCGCGCAGAUCGACGACCGGCUGAUGAGGCUCUCGGACAUCCUCGGCGGCUGCGAGCGGCUGAUGCGGACCCCAAUGUACAGCGGCUCCACCACGCACACCUCGCGCUUCCUGUACGUGUGGUGCGCCUCGCUCCCGCUCGUCAUGUACCCCGUCGUCGGGCCGUGGGGCACCGUGCCGGUGUGCGCGAUGAUGACGACGUCGGCGUCCGGACGGAGAUGCCGUUCGACCUGCUGCCGCUGUGGCUGUACGUCGACGCGAUCGAGGCGAGUUGUGACCAGAUACGCAACCACCGCAAGAGCUUCCUCGCGUGAGUGUGUGCGCUUUGGUAGCCCGGCUUUCAA